This is a messenger RNA of Hypomesus transpacificus, 2562 nucleotides long. RefSeq names its product coiled-coil domain containing 177 (gene ccdc177). The coding region runs from base 1 to 2535 and encodes 844 amino acids. The record is from RefSeq and is a predicted model, not a curated record. Lineage: Eukaryota; Metazoa; Chordata; Actinopteri; Osmeriformes; Osmeridae. The transcript has a single exon.
AUGGUGGACCCCUCGGAGGCUGACGAUCAGAGCAAGUGCAAAGGCCCCCAGCUGGAGGCCCGUCCCCUGGCCCCUGAGGCCCCCAGACUCCCCAACCAGGCGGAUGGCCGGGCGGCAGAGGAGGAGGGGGCCGGGGAGGGCCUGGGGGAGCCCACCCCCUCUGCCAAGCAGGCGGAGGGCACUGCUGAGUCAGCCCGGCCAGAGACGGGCGCCCAGAACGGCCAACCACAGAGCCUCGCUGAGCCGGAGCCCGCCCCUAAGCUGCACCUGGACCUGUACAACUUCGACUCUCCUCUGGCGGAGGGCAGCCGCUACGUGCUGACCAGCCCUCGCUCCCUGGAGGCGUGCGCCCGCUGCGGGGUGAAGCCCGUGGAGCUGCUGCCACGCCCGCUAUCCGAAUUCGCCCACGAGGCGCCGGGGCGGUCCAUGCGUGUGGCGACGGGGCUGUUUGAGGUCUACGAGAGGGACCGGCACGCCAAACUCCGUCAGUGCAGGGAGGAGAGAGAGAGGAUCGUCAGAGAGGAGAAGAGGAGGAUCUUGCAGGCUGUCGUCAAUGGCAACAGUGGCUCCUCCUCCUCCGUGGACCACAAGGCUCCGGUCGACUCUAGAUCCUCCCCUGGUGCCCCCGUUCCCCCCUCUAAACCGGCCCCCAGCACCUCUGGCGUGUCCUCUGGGGCUGCCUCAGCCUCUAAGGCCAGCACAACCUCUAAGGCCAGCACAGCCUCUGGCCUCACCAGCUCCUCUCUGGCCCCCAAAACGAGCUCCAUCACCUCAGUGUCGACCUCCAAGAGUGUGUCUUCUGCUAGGCCUUCGAAGGCCUCCGCCUCGGAGAAAGUGAAAGCUCCUUUCAACAGUCAGGGCCCGGCCACGCGUCCAGCGUCCACCGGUCCGCCCCCCGUGGUCCGAAAGGCCCCCGGCAGUUCCAAGUCCUCCAAUACGUUCCCCAGAGCAGCGUCCAAGCCCUCGUCCUUCCCCAGGAUCGGGGUUUCAGCCUCGUCUUCAUUGUCCAAGUCAGUCAUCCAGAGCCCCGUCACCCCAAGUGCCGCCCCCGUCAACGGUGUCCGACCUGGGCCCUUCCCGCUGCACAAUGGACACCUGAAGCCCAAGGGCAGAGGAAGAAGCCAUUCCAUGGAGUCUCUUCAGAGGAGGAUGGACACCAUGUGCUCCUCCACCUCCACCACCACCACCACCACCUGCACCUCCUCCGAGUCCGGAGCCUCCUCCUCCUACAGCUGGGACGGACCGCGCGACCACUGGGCCAAGGUCUCCAGCCCCCGCGCCCGCACGCUGGCCACCUUCAACUCCCUGAUGGGCCGCAGCCUGAGCCUGGGCGACCUCAGCCACUCGCCCCAGACCACCCAGAAGGUGGAGCGCAUCGUGCGGGAGGUGAGGCGGCGGGGCCUGAAGGCGGUGCCGGAGCGCGACCGCAAGAUCGCGGCACUGAUGCUGGCCCGCUACCAGGAGGAGGACAUCAUGAGCCAGACGCGCUAUGUGGCGCACCUGCAGUGGGACAGCGAGCGGCGCCUGGAGGAGCUGCGGCGGGAGCAGGAGGACCGCGAGAAGCAGCGCGCCGUCCUGCAGUGCCAGCGGGCGUGGCAGUGCCAGGUGUCCACGCGCCAGCGCCGCCUCAGCCAGCAGGAGCGCGACUCGUCGGCGGCCAAGCUGCGGCAGGCGGCCGAGAGCGAGGAGCGCUGGAGGGGCCAGGCGGAGCAGCAGGAGCGCAGCCGCCUCCAGAGGCUGCAGCAGGGGGCCAGGGAGGAGAAGCAGAAGAAGGCCCUGCAGGAGCAGAACCUCCGGGCCCUGGAGGAGGAGCGCGCCGCCGUCCUGGAGCAGGAGAAGCUGCUGCUGAGGGAGAAGCUCACCAUCGCCGAGCUCAAGAGGCAGGAGAAGGAGCACCAGGCGCAGGAGGAGAGGCGGGGCCUCAACCGGGCCGAGAAGAGGCGCCACGCCGCCAUCAUCCACGAGAUCGCCCGGCGGGAGGAGGAGGAGAGGGAGGAGUCGCGGAGGGCCGCCGAGGAGAAGCUGAGCCGCUCUCUGGAGAACUACGAGCAGAUUGUGGAGCGCCGGGGCCUGGAGCUGAAGGAGAAGGGCAAGCGCGAGGAGAAGCAGAUCCAGAAGGCCCGCAAGGCCGCGGAGAAGCGCGAGAAGCAGCAGAGGCAGCAGGUGGAGGCCCGGGCCAAGGAGGCGGAGAAGCGCUCCCAGCAGGCGGCCUUGGUGGCGGAGGAGCGCUCCAGGGAGAAGGCCCAGAAGGCCGUGCAGAGCCGGCAGGAGAAGGAGAGGCUGCAGAGGCUCAACAGGCAGCGCGUGGAGGAGGAGGAGCAACAGAGACGCCUGGAGCUCCUCCAGUCCAUCGAGAAAAAGCUGGAGAAGAGCGAGCAGAUCUUCAGGGAGAAGCGGGCCGUGCUGGAGAGCGCCCGCUCCGUGGCCAGAGCCUCGUUCCACGUGCGCGACAGGGUGAGGGAAGAGACCAACAUGCGCACCUUUGACAAGAUGGCCCUGGAAGCUCAGCUCCAAGCCAGCCUGGAUGAUAAGUAAACAGGCCUCCAUCUCAAGGGCUACCGU